AGUUGGCGUUGCUUGGCUGCUGUGGCAUGGCUCUAUUAGUGCUGUGGUCACUCACAUAUUUGAUCACCGCUAUAACGUCCAUGUAGUGUCUUUAAAGUAUUGCCACUUGAAAGCACAAUGUCGUGGUUUAAAUCCCUUUCAUUUAGUGGGGAAGAUGUUUUUGAUGAGAACGCAGACGAGCUCAAUUUGCAGAGCAGAGAGUGGUCCUCGAACAUGAAGAGGCGAGUCCGAGAUGGUUAUGUGGACGGAGUUGAUGCAGGAGAAGAGGCCUCUCUCCAGUCUGGCUUUAACCUGGGCUUCAGAGAAGGAGCAGCUCAGACUGUUGUCGUGGGUCGGCUCAAAGGAAUUGUCACUGCAUUAUGGUGCUGGUUUGAGAGCCAGCAUCCAGAAAAUCCUGCCAAACAAACUGUGUCUGAGCUCCUGCAUGAAGUGACACAACAUGAAGAAUCAAUCCUGGAGGACAUCAAAAGGACUUUAGAAAACCCUCCACCCAGUGUGAGUGACAUCUCUGAGGCCAUGGAGGACCUGGGGACAAUGCCGGCUGGAGGGGGCUGCUGUGGAGAGCAGUGCAAAGAGACGAACUGCUGCAAGGGAGGGGAAAAAAUGCAAACGGACGUCCCACAACAGCCACACAGAUGUCCAGGCUCCUCUGACACUUUAGACCCUGACAAUAAACUUGCAGUGUUGCUUCAGCGAUGUGCGCAAAUCGUGACAGAGCUGGGACUUCCUUCAGAAGUGACUGCCUAUAUAGAGUCACUGUGAUGAAGCUAGCAAA
Periophthalmus magnuspinnatus is the source of this 775-nucleotide messenger RNA. RefSeq names its product OTU deubiquitinase with linear linkage specificity a (gene otulina). The coding region runs from base 118 to 762 and encodes 214 amino acids. The record is from RefSeq and is a predicted model, not a curated record. The transcript has 3 exons. Lineage: Eukaryota; Metazoa; Chordata; Actinopteri; Gobiiformes; Gobiidae.